AUGCCCGGCGAAGUUAUUGACAAAGCCAAUCCAAAGUCAUUACCAUCUCACUUGCCUCCACUGAUAGAUCAAUUGACCGUCCAGCUGUCCAGGACUUCACUGGAUGAUAAUGUCUUCAGAUCACUACAAAAGUUCCAGCGCGCGGCAAACUAUAUUGCUGCUGCUAUGAUUUUCCUCCAAGACAAUGCGUAUCUGAAGCGUGAGCUGAAAUUUGAUGAUAUCAAGCCAAGGUUAUUAGGUCACUGGGGAACCUGCCCAGGAUUGACAUUUGUCUAUUCUCAUUUGAACUACCUGAUAUCCCAACAUGACCUUGACAUGAUAUACGUCGUGGGACCAGGUCAUGGGGCACCGGGGAUCCUAGCUGCGCUUUGGCUGGAAGGUUCUCUAGAGAGAUUUUAUCCAGAUUAUGCUCGAAACGCAAAGGGCCUUACGAAGCUGGUCACUUCGUUCAGUACCACGGGCGGAUUUCCAAGUCACAUCAACGCCGAAACUCCGGGAGCGAUACACGAAGGUGGUGAAUUGGGAUAUGCAUUAUCAGUUGCAUUUGGUGCUGUCAUGGACAAGCCGGAUUUGAUUGCCACAUGCAUCAUUGGUGACGGCGAAGCGGAGACUGGGCCAACAGCUGCAUCCUGGCACGGAUUCAAGUUUCUUGACCCUGCUGAAUCAGGGGCUGUACUACCUAUCCUCCACCUCAAUGGGUUCAAGAUCAGCGAACGAACUAUAUUCGGAUGCAUGGAUGACCGCGAGCUUGUUGCCUUAUUCGCCGGAUAUGGAUAUCAUCCACAGAUUAUCGACGAUUUGGAACAUAUUGACGCUGAUUUUAAUACAGCUCUAGAAUGGGCCCUUGGUGACAUCCGCAAGAUACAGAAAGCUGCUCGAUCGGGGAAUCCGGUCACGAAACCUCGUUGGCCCAUACUGAUUCUACGCACUCCCAAGGGAUGGACCAGCCCAAAACAAAUCCACGGCCAGAUUGUUGAAGGGUCAUUUAAGUCCCACCAAGUACCUUUGCCUGCUGCUAAAACAGACGAAGAGGAAUUAAAGGCGUUGAACGCAUGGCUCUUUUCGUAUAAAUCGGCGGAAUUGUUUACCGAAGACGGUGGUGUGAGUGACGACAUUAAUAGCAUCAUUCCUCGUAAUGAUAAGAAGAAACUUGGCCAGCGAGAUGAGGUGUAUGAAUCGUAUAAGCCGCCCAAGCUAGCCAACUGGAGGAAAUUUGGAGUCGAAAAGGGAACGCAGGAAAGCUCUAUGAAGGCUAUUGCUGAAUUGAUUGACCAAGUUUUCGUCGACAAUCCUCACUCAGUACGGCUGUUUUCUCCUGAUGAGUUGGAGAGCAACAAGCUUGGUGGAGUAUUAGCGCACACAGGAAGAAAUUUCCAAUGGGACCAAUUCUCGAAUGCAAAGGGUGGUCGCGUUAUUGAAGUAUUAAGCGAGCACCUGUGUCAGGGGUUUUUGCAAGGUUACACGUUGACAGGUCGAGUGGGAAUAUUCCCCUCCUAUGAAAGUUUUCUUGGUAUUAUCCACACAAUGAUGGGCAGAGAGACUUCGUGGCGGCGUGAUAUUGCAAGUAUCAACUACAUCGAAACCAGCACCUGGACCCGACAAGAGCAUAAUGGAUUCUCGCAUCAGAAUCCGUCAUUCAUCUCAGCGGUGUUUAAUUUAAAACCGAAUGCAGCCCGUGUCUACCUGCCACCAGACGCAAACACGUUUCUUUGCACAUUGUGUCAUUGUCUGAAAUCCAAGAAUUAUAUCAACCUCAUGGCUGGAUCCAAGCAGCCCACACCGGUGAUCUUAAGCCCGGAGGAAGCAGAAAGCCACUGUCGGGCGGGCGGUUCGGUAUGGAAAUUUGCCUCCAUAGAUGAAGGGCGGGACCCAGACGUCGUCCCGGCGGGGAUCGGCACAGAACUGACGUUCGAGGUCAUUCAGGCCGCUGCACUACUCAGGAAACGUGUUCCGGAGCUCCGUGUGCGCGUUGUAAAUGUAACAGACUUGAUGAUUCUGGGCGCAGAGACUGGCCAUCCUCAUGCACUGUCAGAAGAAGCAUUUAAUGUCCUUUUUACAGUUGACCGCCCAAUCCAUUUCAAUUACCAUGGAUACGAGACGGAAAUGAAGGGGCUCCUCUUCGGAAGACAGCAGAUCGAACGAGUUACGAUUGCGUCAUAUAUGGAAGAAGGGACCCAGGCUGCAGUUCGAGGCGGUGCUGUUAGAAACGAGGGUGUAACGAUAAGGAGACAGGGGCUGCUUUCGGAAUUUGACUUUGAUAUGAAUGAGACGUUGAGGUACAUCUCUGAGCAUCACAAAGCUCCUGAUGGCAUGUAUGACAUGCCAAAGUUUUCUGAUUAG
Paracoccidioides lutzii Pb01 is the source of this 2340-nucleotide messenger RNA. RefSeq names its product xylulose-5-phosphate phosphoketolase. The transcript is spliced from 9 exons. Bases 1 to 2340 code for a protein of 779 amino acids. The record is from RefSeq and is a predicted model, not a curated record. Gene Ontology annotation, biological process: carbohydrate metabolic process. Gene Ontology annotation, molecular function: aldehyde-lyase activity.